AUGUUACGAUGCCGCAUUAAAAUAAAUUUUAUUUGGAUUUCUGGGCCAGUCUAAAAAUGUACCGGUCUAACCGCAACAUAACCACCGCAGCAUGACAGCUCGCGUGCAGUGGUAGUGGUAGGUGAGAGAGAUGAUGAGAUGAAGGGUGAUGUAGAAGUAGCAAUCAAUAAAAGAAAACAACGGAUUUCGCCAUCGUAAAAACACCGAAUUAAAGCUCUUUAAGUUGGAUUAUUUUCGAGUAAAUUGAAUUAAUUAGUUCGUUUAAUUUAAUUAAAAGCUAGGAGUGCGGUGUGAAGCAAUAUAGGGAAAACUUCCGUAACUCGAUCCCAAACCAAAUACCGGGUAUCUGUAAGGAUCCUGAAACAAGGAAAAAUACCCCAAAAAACCUGUCGUGCUACUGAAUAAUACUGUAAGUAGAUGCAAAUAGAGAUAUCGUACGGUUAGAACUUCAUAAUGGAACAUUUUGCGAUUCCAAAAUUAGCCUUCGUACGACACACACCGAUUAGGGUAACGGUACCAGGUAUCGUCUAACUACGCUGAAUCAUUUCGGACAAAAUAUCGUGGUAGAGGAAACCACUAAUUUUUAAGCGUUGCUUCAAAAAACCUGAGCCGCUGUAAAAAUCUGGUUUCCCUCUCGGGAACAUUCUUAAAAAUUAGUGACACCCGCGAAGUGAUUCCCGCGUAGUGAAAAGUGUCAAGUGAGGAGUGAAAACCUGCAGCAAGAUGGCUUCCGAUGCAGAAUCCACCCACGACCAAACCAUCAUGGACCUGACGGCGACUCCGUGCGCCAUCUGUGGCCCGUCUACGCGCGACGAAGUGAUGGUCGGCUGUGAUGGAUGCUCGGGAUGGUUCCACAUCCGUUGCGUGGGCAUCGAGGAGGGCAAACUGCCGAAGAACAAGGCCUGCCAGGAGAAGGCCCAGGAGUACCAGCAGAAGCAGAAAGACGCCAAGAAGCAGGCUCGCACCCGGAAAAACGGCAACGAGUCUGACAAAUCCAGCGUCAGCUCUCGCCUAGCUUCGUCUAGCGUGGAAGCGAAGGUGCGAGCGCUAGAAGAGAAGCAGAAGCGACAGUACGAGGAGAUGGAGGCGGAGCUACUGCUGCAGAAAAAGGAAAGGGAGAUGCAGCGUGCGUUCGAGCAGCGAAAAAUGGAAUUGGAGCUGCAGAUGCGCGCUGAGGAACAAGAGGAGCAAAGAGCUUGGCAAGCGGAAAUGCUCCAGAAGAAGAAGGAACAGAUUCGGCAGAUGAAGGCGGACCAAGACUCGUUUGAGCUGCAGAUGGCGACCAUGUAUAAGGAGUUGGCGGAACUGUCGGCUCAAAAAUCCAAACCGGAGCCGAAAGUAGUCGCGGGUGCUUCAAAAGCGGGCCAUUCCGGCAAAGUCGACCAAAAUGUGUUGAAGCUGAGCAAGGCGAACGUGAGGAAACUAGCGCAAAGCUACGAAAGCUCCGAAGAGGAUGAGGAGGACGACGAUUCCGGUGAUUCGGAUCUGCAGAGCCAGAGUUCGGACUCGUCGAUGGAGCGCAAGGCGAAACUGAAGACGUACAAGAAAGUGGGAAGUGUCAGCCAAGACGGGCUGGGGCAGCAGCAGACCGGACCGACGAAGGCCCAGCUGGCCGCGAGGAAGGGGUUAACAUAUAAACUUCCAAAAUUCUCCGGCAAACCAGCGCAGUGGCCAUUGUUUUUCGCGGCCUACAAAGCGUCCAAUGAGGCCUGUGGGUACAUGAACCACGAGAACCUGAUGCGACUUCAGGAAGCGCUGGAAGGUGACGCUCUGGAACUGGUGUCUGGCCAGUUACUGCUUCCCGAAUCCAUCCCGCAGGUCAUCGAGAAGCUGCGCCGACACUUCGGCCGCCCGGAACAACUGCUCCAAAGCCUGUUGGACAAAGUGAACCGGCUGGAACCCCCGAGGGCGGACAAUUUGCGGAGUUUUGUUCCAUUCGGAAAUACGGUGGAGCAACUCUGUGGCCAUCUGGAGGCCGCGGAUCUGAAGCAGCACCUUGUUAACCCGCUGUUGAUCAAAAGCCUUGUCGCCAAGCUACCAGAUCGAGAGAAGCGGGAAUGGGUCCAUUACCGGAGGGGCCACGGGGAAACAACCUUGCGAACGCUGACGGAUUUCUUAAUGGACAUCGUCGCAGACGCCUGCGAAGCCAACGUGGAUGUCGAGUUCGUGCCCUCUCCGCCGUCCAAAGGAAUUCCACCAUCCAGAAAAAAGAUGCCGAAGGAGAAAGGUGGACUAUACAGCCACAGCGAAGCCAGCGGAUCGGCCGCCAACGCCGGCGAGGAAAAGGUUUUGAAGCCCUGCAAACAAUGUAGGAGGACGGAUCAUCGGCUGCGACACUGCGGCGAAUUCAAGAAACUGCGGUAUGCGGAUCGGCUGAGGCUGGUGAACCGGGAGAAGCUGUGCCACGUGUGUCUGAAUGAACAUGGAGGGCAGUGCAAAUUCAAAAUUCGCUGCAACAUCGGUGACUGUCGAGACUUCCACAAUCCGCUGAUGCAUCCGGUCGGAAACACGGUCGGGCUCAGUGCACACAUCCGGACAAACUGCACGGUAUUGUUCCGGAUCGUUCCGGUACAGCUGCACUACGGUGGAAAAACGGUGUCAGUGCUGGCGUUCCUGGACGAAGGUGCUUCCGUCACACUGGUGGAGAAAAAGCUCGCCGACCGUCUGGGCGCGGUCGGAGUACAAGAGCGAUUGACCAUCCGGUGGACGGGAAACAUGUCGAGGGUGGAGGAUUCCCGAAGAUUGAGCCUGUGGGCAUCGGGAACAGGCGCAGCCGCCGGCAAGAUGCGGUUGCACACGGUGCACACUGUGGGAAAGUUGAUGCUGCCGCACCAAAAGUUGGAUUCGCAGGAGCUUGCCGCACAGCACGAACAUAUGCGAGGGCUGCCCAUUGAGUCGUACGACGGACAGCCGCAGUUGCUGAUUGGGGCGAACAACAUCCACUCGUUCGCGCCGAUAGAAGCGAAGGUGGGUACGCCCAUGGAACCAAUAGCGGUUCGCACUAAAUUGGGAUGGACGGUGUAUGGGCCGCGGCAAACAACCUCGGCGGCGGCCGGUAAUUAUCUCGGCUACCACCAGCAGAUUACCAACGAGGACCUGCACGAGCUGCUAAAAAGUCAUUACGCGCUGGAAGAGUCAGUGGUGGCAAUCCCGCAGGAAACAGCAGAGGAGAAACGCGCCCGGGAAAUACUGGAGCGAACCACCAAACGCGUCGGUGACCGUUUCGAAACCGGACUGCUGUGGAAAACGGACGAUCCACGAUUCCCGGACAGCUACCCGAUGGCGGUGCGCAGAAUGAAGCAGUUGGAGAAGCGACUCGACAAGAAUCCGAAGCUGAAGGAGAACGUCUGCAAGCAGAUCGACGAGUAUCAGCAGAAGGGGUACGCACAUCUCGCUACCGCCGAAGAACUGGCCGGUACUCCUGCCGACCAAACGUGGUACCUGCCGAUCAACGUCGUUCAAAAUCCCAAGAAGCCCGAGAAGAUUCGUCUAGUCUGGGACGCGGCGGCGACCGUGCAAGGAGUAUCCCUAAACUCACAGCUGCUGUCAGGGCCGGACAUGCUCGUCCCACUCAUCAAAGUGCUCUGCGGGUUUCGUGAAUGGCGGAUUGCCUUCGGUGGAGACUUGAAAGAGAUGUUCCACCAGCUGCAGAUUCGCUCCGAGGACAAGCAAAAACAACGUUUCGUCUUCCGAAAAGAUCCGGAAGAACCGCCACAAAUCUACGUCAUGGAUGUGGCGACAUUUGGGUCGACAAGCUCUCCCUGCUCGGCUCAAUACGUGAAGAACCGGAACGCCGAAGAGUUCGCCGCUGAGUAUCCUGAAGCGUCGGUGGCCAUAAUACGUCGGCAUUACGUCGAUGACUACUUCGACAGCGUCGACACCGAAGAGGAGGCAGUGAGGCUGGCGCAGGAAGUCCGGCUCGUCCACAAAAAAGGCGGGUUCGAAAUCCGAAACUGGGUGUCCAACUCGCCGGGAGUUCUACGGAGCCUGGGAGAAGCGAAGCUGGCGACGCCGGUGCAUUUCGGCCGAGACAAGCAGACGGCCAAUGAGAGAGUCUUGGGAGUGAUCUGGGAUCCGAACACGGACCAGUUUGCGUUUUCCACGACGCACCGCGAGGGGUUAAUGCCGUACCUAUACGAGGGAAAGCGGCCGACGAAAAGACUAGUCGCCAGUUGUGUGAUGAUAUUCUUCGAUCCGCUCGGAUUGCUGUCGCCGUUCACCAUCCACGGCAAGAUCAUCAUCCAGCAUCUGUGGCGGUCCAAGUGCGAUUGGGACGAGGAAAUCGAUCCCAAUUCCUGGGAGCUGUGGAAGCGGUGGACGAGUUUGUUACCGGAGGUCGAAGCUAUCCGGAUUCCACGUUGCUAUAUUGGCGACGCUAGAUCCAUCGAAGUCGAUUCGUUGGAACUCCAUAUCUUCACCGAUGCCAGCGAACACGGAUACGGCUGCGUAGCAUAUCUGCGAGCAGUCAUCGACGGGAACGUCCACUGCAGCCUGAUGAUGUCCAGGGCUAAAGUGGCGCCGGUCAAACGGCAGUCGAUUCCCCGUCUGGAGUUGAUGGGCGCGGUGAUGGGGGCCAGGAUGAACCAAGCCGUUCUGGACACGCACUCCUAUCAAAUCAACCGCACCGUUUUCUGGACAGACUCGCGCACCGUAUGCAGUUGGAUCAAUGCCGAUCAACAUCGGUACAAGCAAUUCGUCGCCUUCCGGGUCGGCGAGAUACAAGAGUUGACGAGGGUAGCGGACUGGCGAUGGAUUCCGACCAAACUAAAUAUCGCCGACGUGCUGACGAAGUGGGGGCAAGGUCCGCCGUUGCAGGGCGACGGAGAAUGGUUCAACGGACCGGCGUUCCUGUAUCGGCCCCAAGACCAGUGGCCAACGCAAGAAGCGUCCAUUGAGGAGACGGACGAAGAAGCCAGAGGAAUCGUGUUGUUCCACGGAGCGAUCGACGUCAACCCGAUUUCCCGUUGGACGAAGUUGCUGAGGGUGACAGCGAGUGUGGUGCGCUUCAUUGACAACUGCCGGCGAAAAUGUAGAGGAGAGCCGAUACUGACCACGUGGGCUACAGCGAAACAGCGGCAGCUAACCCAACACGUUGCGGCCAACUAUCCGUCGGUGAAAGCCCCACUAGGCCAAGAAGAGCUUCGACAGGCGGAGACAAUCCUAUGGCGUCAAGCACAGUGGGACAGUUUCCCGGAUGAAAUGAGUGCGCUCACAAACAAUCUGGAGCGCCAGCCGGGCGGCCCAAUAUCGGUCGUCAAGAAAUGCAGUCCGAUCUACAAGAGUUCGCCGGUGCUGGACGAUGAAGGUGUGCUGCGGAUGGACGGGCGGCUCGCGAACGCGGAUGAGAGCUCUUUCGAUAAAAGGCAUCCUGUAAUCCUGUCCCGGUCCCAUGAAGUGACGCACAAGCUGAUCCAAUACUACCACGAGCAGUUCGGACACGCCAAUUCGGAGACCGUGUUUAACGAGAUGCGGCAGCGGUUCCAGAUUCCGAAAAUGCGACCGGCGAUACAGCAGGUUGUAAACAAGUGCGUCCGGUGUAAGGUGAACAAGUGCCAGCCGCGAUCUCCGAGGAUGGCUCCACUUCCAGUGGAACGAGUAACUUCUCGUCUUCGGCCAUUCAGCUCCGUGGGCCUUGACUACCUAGGUCCGGUAGAAGUUGCGGUCGGUCGGCGAAAGGAGAAGCGAUGGGUGGCAGUCUUCACCUGCAUGGCCGUGCGGGCGGUGCACCUUGAGGUCGUCCAUAGUCUCACGACGGAGUCGUGUCGGAUGGCCAUCGCUCGGUUCUGUAGCAAAUUCGGCAAACCGAACAAUAUCUUCUCCGAUAAUGCCACUUGCUUUCGGGGAGCAAGUAACGAGAUGGAGAAAAUCAAUAAAGCAUGCGCGGAGGGUGUUAGCAGUUCAUCAACCGCCUGGCACUUCAUUCCGCCCGCAACGCCACACAUGGGUGGCGUCUGGGAGCGGAUGGUACGGUCGGUUAAAGAAGCCAUGCGCGCACUCGACGAUGGACGAAGGCUGACGGACGAGAUCCUGGCGACAACACUGGCGGAGGCGGCCGAUAUGAUCAACACACGGCCACUAACCUAUCUGCCGCAGGACUCGACCGAAAUGGAAGCACUGACGCCGAACCACUUCCUACGAGGAACGGUGUCUGGUGCGGACGUGAAGGUGGAGGAAUCAGCUACACCCGCAGAAACUCUGCGGAACUUGUACAAGCGUUCCCAAUUUCUUGCGGACCGCAUGUGGGAACGGUGGAGCAGGGAGUACCUUCCUACGAUCAACCGACGGUCGAAAUGGUUCGACGAUCGACAGCCGCUCCAAGAUGGCUACUUGGUCUUCGUAGUCGACGGCUAAAACCGGAAGUGCUGGAGACGCGGCGUCAUCGAGGCAGUCAUCCAGGGCUCGGAUGGCCGAGUCCGACAGGUAGACGUUAGGACCGCCGACGGUAAGGUACAGCGACGAGGCGUGGUAAAUUUAGCGGCACUGGAGGUAAGGUAAAUCCGGGAAUGCCGGAUGUUACGGGCUGGGGUGUUACGAUGCCGCAUUAAAAUAAAUUUUAUUUGGAUUUCUGGGCCAGUCUAAAAAUGUACCGGUCUAACCGCAACAUAACCACCGCAGCAUGACAGCUCGCGUGCAGUGGUAGUGGUAGGUGAGAGAGAUGAUGAGAUGAAGGGUGAUGUAGAAGUAGCAAUCAAUAAAAGAAAACAACGGAUUUCGCCAUCGUAAAAACACCGAAUUAAAGCUCUUUAAGUUGGAUUAUUUUCGAGUAAAUUGAAUUAAUUAGUUCGUUUAAUUUAAUUAAAAGCUAGGAGUGCGGUGUGAAGCAAUAUAGGGAAAACUUCCGUAACUCGAUCCCAAACCAAAUACCGGGUAUCUGUAAGGAUCCUGAAACAAGGAAAAAUACCCCAAAAAACCUGUCGUGCUACUGAAUAAUACUGUAAGUAGAUGCAAAUAGAGAUAUCGUACGGUUAGAACUUCAUAAUGGAACAUUUUGCGAUUCCAAAAUUAGCCUUCGUACGACACACACCGAUUAGGGUAACGGUACCAGGUAUCGUCUAACUACGCUGAAUCAUUUCGGACAAAAUAUCGUGGUAGAGGAAACCACUAAUUGUGAGUAGUUUAAGUUAAGUAAAUGUAAGCAAAUGUUUAAUGAUUGUAUGUAUUUAAUAAAAUUCGCAGUUUAAGCGUUGCUUCAAAAAACCUGAGCCGCUGUAAAAAUCUGGUUUCCCUCUCGGGAACAGCUUAUGAAAAAAGUUAUAGUGUUGGUAUUGCUUGACGAAACAGCAUGAUUUUGUUGCUAUUGUUAUUCCUUUACAUGUUUAAACAUAAACACAUGCAUGCGGUUCGUUGGUUACAACUGUUUUACAAGCAGCAGAUCGCUUUGCGGUCUUCAACAAAGUUUUUCAGAACAUCCUACACUGAGAAAAAAAGUAUAGUAACGCGAACCACGGCAUUAUGCUUAAUUUUACCAUUCCCAAAUAUCGUGAACUCAACCAAAAACUUCUUUACACCUACAACAAAUCAAUGGAAAUUACCAUGCCACAUGGUAAUUGUAACAUGUUGAGAUAAAUAAUAAACAUAUUCAGCAGUACCAUUUGAUUUUUACCAUUUGUCGAGCAGGCAUAGUAAUAUUGACUCAAAAAGUGUUAGUCACAACUUUCAACAUAUUCGAUCAAACAACGCAUCAUAGUUAUGGCAAAUAUGCUAAAGUUAUUUUAAUUUUUUAGUUCGCUGUGUGUCAUUUCUGUCUCUGUUCGUCAUGUUGAUAAAUAAAUUUCAUUUCGGGAAACGUUCGCCGGAUUUAAGUGUACCGGAUCAUUGCUUCGGUAACAGCAAGAGGUAAGUUAAAACAGUUAGGGAAGAUUUAUUGGCCACACUCCCGAGCCUUAUUCUGAGCCGCCUGAUCUAUCCUUUCAGGUUCCCUUUGCCGCAAAUACAGUACUUCGCGGGUCACAGAGCCAGCACAUACAACGACGACAACCGUUUAAGAAAUCCGGCUCCCCAGAAGCAGCACUGAUCCUCCAAGUUGCGGCUCCCUCAGCAAUUCCAACCAGCGAAGACCUACCGUUCCGAUAAAGUCACCUCCGAAAACCCCUACGGAAGAAAAUGGCUUCCGCGAUAGAUUUUGGACAGAAUACCUUUCCCGCCAGCUCAAACGGUCCCGAUCCAUCUUCCUUUCAACCUACGGUACCCGACUGACUCGGGCCGAGUCCACCAGCCCGAAGUACACGACGCUGACCAAAAAACUGCAAAUCGCCAGUAACGGUUCCCGAGAGGUCGAUUCGUCAAUUAGCACUUUUCUCCUCGGAUAAGCUUUUUCCUCUGCCGGUACCGCAUCCACCACCGGAACAUCGUCGUCUGAUUCCCCGCAGAACUUUCAUCCGCUUCGUCCGCAUCCGAAAACUAGAUAAUCUGAAAAUCGCGAGUUUCUCAUCUUCACAAUUGCGGCCAAUAAAAUUCUGCCUAGCCGCCUGUGGAGAAUAUGGAUCAAGUGGUUAUUUAGCAAAUUAUGUUUAUGUUAUUAAAUUAAAUCAAUAAAUUUAAAUUCAUUUGUUUUCUCA
This is a messenger RNA of Aedes albopictus (Asian tiger mosquito), 8558 nucleotides long. RefSeq lists its product as uncharacterized. The transcript is spliced from 4 exons. Bases 724 to 6351 code for a protein of 1875 amino acids. The record is from RefSeq and is a predicted model, not a curated record. NCBI's taxonomy places the organism in Eukaryota, Metazoa, Arthropoda, Insecta, Diptera, Culicidae. Gene Ontology annotation, molecular function: nucleic acid binding. Gene Ontology annotation, biological process: DNA integration.